AUGAGUUUAAUCAAAUUAAUUCUUUUUUAAAUUUUAGAAAAAGUUGCUUUAAGUUAAGGAUGUUUUGUAAAGAAUUUUAUUUAUUAUUUAGUUGAGAUAUUAAGUCUAAAAUAGUUUGAUAACAAUUACAUAAGGUGAACAUAUUGAGUUUGACAUACUUCAUUAUAUGAUAGGAGUUUCUCUUCAAUUCUAAAUUCAACCUUAUUCUCCUAAACCACUAGAGUUUCCUUAUAUUUAUUUGUAAAAAUCAUUCAUAUUGGGAAAAUUUUUUGAUGAAAUUAUUGAUAUGGAUUUAAAAUUCACCAAUCCAUUUCAAGAAUUGACUUAUUAUGCUCUUGUGAAAUUAAAUUUAGAUGACCAAAUAAGUCAUCGAAUGGUAGAAUAUACUCUUAACUCAAAAAAUGACAUGACAAUUUCUAAUAAUACCCUUAUUAUCAAUUCAGAGGUAUGUUAUCAUGUAAGAUAAAAUUAUGAAUUCUUUGUUGUUACAUGCUUGAAUUAAGAUAAUAUGCUCUAUAUUGUUAUUGAUUUUCUGCCCUUAUAAUUUAGAUAGUCUUUUUUGUUAGAUGAUAUUAAAGUGCCUUCAUAAUCUAAGGUUAUAACUAAAAUAAAACUGAAUUAUAUUGGAAUUUUAAUCAGCAAAGGAAAAAUGGAAAAUGAUGAGUAUAUAUCAGAAUAUUCUUAACUAAUUAUUUUCUAUUUUACAAUUGAAUCUAUAAAUACUUUUUAAGAUAAACUUAUUAUUGUAAUGUAUAAAUAGUAUGAAGUGCUAAAAGAGCCUGAUGAUUUUAUUACAGAUUUUGAAAUAUAUAAAAAUAUGGGUAUAUUAAUAUUAAAUAUUAGUUUUUAUAUCAAGAUAUAAAAAAGGAUUAUCUUUUAAGUUUUUGGAUGUUGUUUGGAGUAAUGAAACUUUAUUAUAUCAUCCAUUAGACUAAGUGGUUUUGGGAAUUAAAUAUAUAACAGAAUUUUUGCCAAAUGGAAACUUAUUUUUCAUUCUUUGGACAAAAAAUAAAAUUCUAUUUUUAAGGGUUAUUUUUAAUUAAUUAAAAUAAUUAGAACUAAGGAUUAUCUAGGAAUAUCCAGACUAAUAAUUUCAAGUAUUCGAGAUUACAGUGAAAACGUAUCUUCGAUAUGUGAUUUUUUUGAGAGAUGAAGACUUUUAAGUUAUGAAAAUUGAAAUAUUCCCUGAUUCAACUUUUCAUUUUAUACCGUAAUUUACUGAAAGAGUUUCUACAAAAUUCGUUUUGGUAAAUGAAUACUCAGACCUUCUAAUAUACCAUGAUAAGAAUUAUUUAUAUGGUCUUUAUUUAGGAAACACUUAAAUUGAAAUCGCGAAUCUAAAUGAAUUACAACCUCCUUAAUUAAUAAUAAUAAAAUCAAAAACAGCUACUGGUAUAUAAUGCCAAGAUGUUAGGAUAUAUUAUCAAGUUGUACCUAAAGAUGUUGAGUUGAUAUAACUAUCUUUUUACAUAGAGAAUGAAAAUAAUAUGAUAAUUUUGAAUUAUAAACAAACUGAUAAAAGAAUAUAAGUUGAUCUAGAUAAAAUAUUAACGGGUUUAGCAUUAGAUAUCUAAUCAAUUAAAUUACAAGUGUAAAGCAAAUAUUAAGUAGAGUACUCUAGUGCUUCUUAACCUGUUUUAUUGUAUGAGGAUACUUAAUCGGAAAAUCAGUUAUUAUAUGGUGAUUCUGUAUUUUUUUGCAAACAUUAUCAUUAUGAGAGGGAUACUGAAUAAAAAAUAUUAUUUAUUAAAGAUAAUGCAAUAAGCCUGAUCCAUUGUUUUUAUGAAGAAUAUUCAAUUUGUAAAAAUAAAUAUAGAUUUCUAAUUCUGGACUUUGAAGAAGUUUAAGAUUGCCAUUGCAUUAUCCGUAAAGGAUUAAUGUACAUAAGUAUUAUAUCCAUUAUGAAUCAAGAUUCUAAGUAAAAUUCAUUAACAAUAAUGAUAAUUGAUUUAAAAAAAUUAAUACCUGAUUAAAUUUUCUUACAUCCAUAAGAUGAAGGUAUAAUUAUUUAAGCCAUAACAAUUCAUCAAAAAACUAUAUAUAUAGUGCUUAAAGAAAAUAAAUACUCGUUAAAUUUUAGGGAUAAUAAAAAUGUUUUUAAUAUUUAUUCGAUUUAAAUAGAUUGUUAUAAAUUCUUUAAGUUUUAGUAGUAUCAAGAAAUCAUAGAUAUGUAUUAAACUGUUUUGAUUCCACUGAUAUAAUAUGACAAAUACAAUUACUACAUUAAUAUUGGAAUUUAUAUGAUUAAACAUAUUGAAAUAGAGUUAGUAAGGAUGAUAACUAUUGAUGUUACUAAAACACCAGAUUAGGAAACUUUGUAUCUUGAGAUCGCCUCAUCAAUUACUAUUUAUCUUGUAUGGCUUACUGAUACAGAUAAAGGAUAAAUUAAAAGAAUAAUCUAAAUAGAUUCUAAUUCUUUAAUUUAAAAUUUUUACAAUACAAAAAUAGAUAAGGAUAUUUAAAUAAAAUUUGUCAAAACAAAAACUUUACCAUAUUUUGAACUUUAAUAAAUUUAUAAAAUAAGCCUAUCUUCACGAUAUCUUUAUGUUUAUGGAAGUGAAGUUAAUGUACCGGCUUGCAUAUAUAUAUAUACAGUUGAUUAAUCUACAAAUUGGUUCAAAUCUUUAUACCAUAUAAUUAGAACUAAUGAUUAAAAGUUCCCAAUUUUUAAUAGCUUUUCUACAAUAGGAUUUGAGGGAAUUUUUGUGAAUUAUAAUCCUAUGACAUAUUGGUUAGUUCAAAAUAAAUAUUUAUUAAUUAAUAACUUAAAUUAAAAUAAUAAAGAAAGUAAGAAUGAUGUUGUAAUUAUUGAAAUUUUAAUAAAAACUCUAGUUAAAAAAGAUGAUACGAAAGUGUAAACUUUUUUUUUAAAGCUGAAAUGUGAGGAUUGCGAAGAGAUGGAAAAUGAAUAAAGGAAAGAAAAAUUUGAAUGA
Paramecium sonneborni is the source of this 2933-nucleotide messenger RNA. NCBI's taxonomy places the organism in Eukaryota, Ciliophora, Oligohymenophorea, Peniculida, Parameciidae. The record is from the annotation of a GenBank genome assembly.